Molecule: messenger RNA, 7740 nt
Organism: Syngnathoides biaculeatus (alligator pipefish)
Lineage: Eukaryota; Metazoa; Chordata; Actinopteri; Syngnathiformes; Syngnathidae
Product: E3 ubiquitin-protein ligase UHRF2-like
Exons: 16
Coding region: 808-3558 (916 amino acids)
Biological process (GO): protein ubiquitination; negative regulation of gene expression via chromosomal CpG island methylation
Molecular function (GO): protein binding; ubiquitin protein ligase activity
Source: RefSeq, a predicted model, not a curated record
AGAACUAAACGGACCAGUCCUUCAAUGGUUAGGUCCUAGCAAGAGGAAAAGAAUUACGUGCUUGCUCUCAGUUUGACCCAGAAAAUGAGAAGAACGACAGAAAAGGAAAAUUGCAUUCAAAUAUUACAUAUCACCUCAUAAGACUAACAUAUGGGCGAUUUUUAUACCAAAGCGUCAAGUUUUCCCGUGACAAAUUGCCUCAUGAUUUUACAUAGAUUUCUGGGAAAGACAAUUUUGCAAGCGAAAAAGUGGCAUAAAUUCUCAAUCCUUAUGCGAUUCUUACAAACCAGGGCUCAUUUAAUUCGUGUAUCCAUUUUGAUAUUUUGAAAUUUUAGAAACAUGGCUAAAUAAAGUUGAGUUGAAUUGAGAAUUAGCACAGCCACAAAUAAUUAAAAUCAAAUAAGAUUGUGAUUUCUAAGUUAUCUGUUAAGUAGACGCCGACAAAUAUGAAAUUCAUAUUUGACGGCGAGUACUUUUGUUGUCGUGCGCGGCGCCUUUAAAUGCAGAGCUGCAGGUCUCGCGGGUGCGAUCUCGCGAUACUCGCUUGGCGCCGCGACCUCAUGUGAAACACCAUCCGCACGAGCCACAGAUCAGCACACACGUCCUCCGGCCGACGGGUUUUUUUUUUUUGGCCUCUGCGGCGGAAAAAGCGCGAUGGAGACGCGAAUUGUGUCCGUCUGAACCACCGCGGGAGUUUUUUCGGAAAGAACAAAAACACAGCACCCCCCCCCGCCGCCCCCCUCCCCCGCACCUAAUAUCCGACCGCGCGUUUUAGUCGAGACGUAUUUAAACAGGGGCGGCGCGACGAUGUGGAUCCAGGUCCGCACCAUAGACGGGAAGGAGACCCGAACCGUGGACGAUCUCUCCAGGCUGACCAAAAUCGAGACUCUGCGCGUGAAAAUUCGGGAUAUCUUCAACGUGAGGCCCCAGCAACAGCGCCUUUUCUACCGGGGCAAGCAGAUGGAAGAUGGCCAGACGCUGUUUGACUACAACGUGGGUCUGAACGACAUCGUCCAGCUGCUGAUUCGCUCCCAAACGGACCCUCCGGACAGCCCCGGGGCCAAGGACCCCCCGAGCGUGGCGUGCACCUCCACCCCGACCCCGGCCUCCGCCGUCCCUCGCGCCGAAAGCCCCGACCGCCCCGCUCCCGUCUCCCCCGCCGCUAUGGAAACUUCGACCGAUAAAUACAACGACUGCAGCGACACGGCCGAGACGGCCAAUGAGACCAAGCCGGACGCUAUCGCCCCCAGUAACUCGGCGAGCACCAAAAAUGGCUUCAAGCCCGCCAGUCCGCCACGGGACACCCAACCGACGACAUCCAGCAAGAACGCACUGGUGGACCCGGGAAUUGGGAAUUACAAAAUUAACGAGCUGGUAGACUGUAGGGACGUGACGGUGGGCGCCUGGUUCGAGGCCUGCGUGGAGAACGUGACCCGUGCGCCCAAAGGACCCGUCAAGGCCAAGGUGGGGCGGCCCCCCAAAAGGACUAACGGAAAGCUGGAAGGCGAGCAGGGCCAGCACCCCCUCGGCCCGGCCCAAUGCACGGACGCUGUCAGGAAUAGCGCGUUAAACCCGGAGACCAACGGACCCUCCACGUCGCAGACGGACUCCGCCGAAGAGGACAUCGUCUAUCACAUUAAAUAUGAUGACUACCCCGAGAACGGUCUGGUGGAGAUGCGGGCGGUAAAUGUGCGGCCCCGCGCCCGCACCCUGCUGGGCUGGGACCAACUCACGGUGGGCAUGAACGUGUUGGUCAAUUACAACAUGGAGAUGCCGGAGGAGCGCGGCUUCUGGUUCGAUGCGGAGAUUCAGACGCUCAAUCAGGCCUCCCGCACCAACAAGGAGCUCCGGGUCAAGAUUCUGCUUGGCGGCCCUGGCGACGUAAUUGGGGAUUGCAGGAUUCACUUUGUGGAUGAGGUCUACCAGGUGGAGAAACCUGGGGCUCCGGCCCUCUCGGCGGCUGAUGGACAAUUUAAACGGAAGAGCGGGCCGGAGUGCAAACACUGCAAGGCCGACCCGGACGCCGAGUGCCGCUUCUGCUCGUGCUGCGUGUGCGGCGGCAAGCAGGACGCUCACAUGCAGCUGCUGUGCGACGAGUGCAACAUGGCCUUCCACAUUUACUGCCUCAACCCGCCGCUGGCCACCAUCCCGGACGACGAGGACUGGUACUGUCCGACCUGUAAGAAUGACACUAAUGAGGUGGUCAAGGCCGGGGAGAAGCUCAAGGCCAGCAAGAAGAGGGCCAAAAUGCCCUCGGCCACUACAGAGAGUCAACGGGACUGGGGCAAGGGCAUGGCUUGCGUGGGACGUACCAAGGAGUGCACCAUUGUUCCCUCCAACCACUACGGCCCAAUUCCCGGCGUUCCUGUCGGGACCACAUGGAAAUUCCGAGUUCAGGUGAGCGAAGCGGGCGUCCACAGGCCGCACGUGGGCGGCAUCCACGGUCGCAGCAACGAUGGCUCUUACUCGCUGGUGCUGGCUGGGGGCUUUGAGGACGAAGUGGACCGGGGGGACGAGUUCACGUACACGGGCAGCGGCGGCCGGGACCUCUCGGGAAAUAAACGCAUCGGCGAGCACUCGUUCGACCAGACGUUAACCCACAUGAACAGAGCUUUGGCGCUGAACUGCGACGCCCCCCUGAACGACAAAGACGGAGCAGAGUCUCGGAACUGGCGGGCCGGGAAGCCGGUGAGAGUGGUGCGCAGCUCCAAAGGCCGGCGCAUCAGCAAAUACGCCCCCGAGGAGGGAAACCGCUACGACGGCAUCUACAAGGUGGUGAAAUACUGGCCAGAGAUUGGCAAGUGUGGCUACUUGGUGUGGAGGUACUUGCUGAGACGGGACGAUCAGGAGCCAGCACCUUGGACCCCUGAAGGACUGGACCGGAUCAAGAAGUUGGGUCUCUUGAUCCAGUACCCGCCCGGCUACCAGGCCGUCAUGGCGAACAAGACAAAGAAGGAGGCCAUCGCGAGGCCCGGCCGCGGCGGCCGGAGCAAGCACCACUCCGGGAGGGGGCGGGGACGGGGCAGGCCGCGGAAGCACCCCAAAAUGGAGAAGGAGGAGGACGAGGAGGACGAAGAGUUCGAGCACCUGAUGGCCGCCGUGGAGGAGGACGAGGAGGAGGCGCCGCAGAGUAACGGCGAUCAGAAGACGAGCAAGGACACUGAUUGGUCGCCGGCGCCCGAGCCUCCCACUAAGCGCGUGAAGGUGGAGGAGGCCUUCGUGCUGUCCGAGCAGCAGCAGCAGCUGAUCGGGGAGGACGCGGCCAAUAAAAAGCUGUGGGACGAAGCCCUGGGACAUCUGGCGGAGGGACCAAACUUCCUGCGUAAGAUGGAGCAGAUCUUCAUGUGCGUCUGCUGCCAGGAGCUGGCCUUCCAGCCCAUCACCACCGUCUGCUCGCACAACGUUUGCAAGACAUGCCUCCAGCGCUCCUUCCGGGCGGAGGUGUACACCUGCCCGGCCUGCCGCCACGACCUGGGCAAGGACUACGUCAUGACGCAAAACAAGACUCUGCAGGUUCUGCUGGACCAGUUCUUUCCCGGCUACACAAAAGGCCGAUGAGAUCCAACGCCGCUCUGGACCAGAAGCCGCGCUCGCGCACACAAGUACACACACACAAACAUCCAAGUUACACGAGUACACACAGGUAUACUGUCGAGAGCUCCACUUUAAAGACGCGUCGCAGUUCCCGCGUCGGGCUCUACGCGUAGUGCGUCACACAGCCAUUUCAUGUAUACAAUCAUCGAGCACACAAAGCACCUCAGUAGGUUCCGACCUCAUCCGUUUCCUCCAUAAACCUCACCAGCCUGAGAUUUUACACCAAGGACUUGAACGCACGCACUACUAGCCCGCCACACACACACACACACACACACACACGUUUAGAUACUUAACUACUACACGAGUACUCGACUGCGGAUUUCGUUCGAGACGCACAGUCGAGCGGAGGCCACUCUUGAGAGGAAAUUGGUGUCGUACGCCUGCUAACCCGCAUUUCGGUGUACCAUCCGCGAACCGGCCGCUUCCGCUGCAACGUCCUUGACGAUGCACUUAGUUGACGUCCGACGGGACGCGCCGUGCUGGAUUUUUGAUGACGCGCCCCCAUUUUUUUUUUUUUUUUUUUUCUUCAUUUUACGCCCCUUUUGACGUCACAUUCAAUUUUUUGUCACCCCCAUUAUGUAGCACUCAGGUCCCCACCCCACCCCCUCCACACACACACACACAAACUAUAAUAUACGUAGUAUAUAUGUAGUCUAUAAUAUUAUUGACCCCCAAAGAGUUAAUACAGGAAAAAUGUUGGAAAAAAAGCACUUGUUCGUCGCGCAAAGCUAGCAUGCUAGCACGCUAACCUUUUGCUAAACGCAUCCACCCGUGUGGCGUUUCCCCCAAAAUUUUAUAAACAUUCCAAAGGUGCGAGCAGCAGUCACACAAAAAUAAAAAAAUGCCCCCCCCCCCCUUAGAAAUGAUGAAUAGCUCCAAAGGAACCUCGUUGUUUGCGUUCCUGAAUGCAGCACUGACCUCCCGAAAGGACCAAACCGGCAACGCCCCAAAGGUGGCGAGUGCAGUGCUGUUGCUCGGUGCAAAACGGUGUAAAUCGCGACAAUGAGUUACCGUUUUUGGUUCCAUAGCCACACGGGACGACGUCCAUGUCGAGAAAUGAUAGCGUGACUCGAUUUCCUGAACCCAACGCGCAAAAGUUUCAUAAUAUUUGCAUUUGACUUGUCUUUGGCAUUAUCCCCCAGUUCACGUGUCCCCGUUGAUACGCCCGUUUGAUAUCUAUUGAUGAUACUCGCGACGCGAGUAGUAUCGCUUGGAUGACGCACCAUCUUUGCUUAUGCCCCCAUUUGUGUCUUUAACAGUGACGUGUCUUCGAUCACGGAGCCGUUUGACGUCCCGUAAUUCCCGGCCGACAGAGCGCACCUGGUUAGAAGCCUCGGUACGCAGAAAGAGUUUAACGCUAGCGCGACGCUAGUGUUAGCCCGGUACUAGCAUGAGCGUGGGGGUAGUGUUAGCGCAGCGCUAGCGUUAGCACUAGCGCUAACGUGGCGCUAGCUUUAGCGUGGCACUAGUGUUAGCGCAGUGCUAGCAUUAGCACUAGUUGUAGCGUUAGCAGUAGCGUUAAUGCGGCGCUGACGUUAGCGUGGGGCUAGCGUUAGUGCAGCGCUAGCGUUAAACUCUUUCUGUGUACCGAGGCUUAAAACCAGGUGCGCUAACUCUAGCACUGCGUUAAUGGUAGCGUCGCUAACGCUAGCCCCGCAUAAAAGUCGCGGCUUGUAGCCCGGAAAUUACGUUGGACCUGUUUUUGAAGUAGCGCCCGAUCCGCUGCGUCUUUGCGACUAUCCGCCCGAUACGUUGUCCGACCCCGUGGCCCUUUCGACGUCUGUGUUGCUCCACCCCUUUUCGUGUCUUUCAACGACACGGCCCAUUAAACGUAGCCCCUUUUGGAGCUGUCUUUUGUCGACGCGCACCAUUUUGAUGAUCUUCCCCGUCUCACGUCUUAAUAACGUGACGUCGUGCACAUCUUUGACGAUAUUACCGACGCGCGCCAUUUUCUGUAGCCGUGUCUUUGAUGAUGUGCCCCUUUGACCCGUCUGGUGUAGCCUGAAUUCACCAUCUUAAUGAUACGUCGCAUUUAUGAUACGUCACAUUUGCUCAGUCCUGUUCAGUGCGUCUUUGAAUCGCGCCCGUUUUGACGUGUCUCUGUUCAUCUUCCAAAUAUUGACGAUAUUUCACAUUUCACGUCUUAAAUAUGGCCCGUUCUGACAUAUGUCCAACUUUGAUGGUGUGGUAAUAUGACCGUUUUCCUUAAAAAAAAAAAGAAAUAGUCAUUUACUUUUCUCCCAUGCAAUCUUUUUUCUUGUAAUCUUAAAAAAAGAAACGCAUGGAAAAAAUUAUCGCAUUUUUUAAUAAUAGUAAUUUUUUCAGGAAUUUUUUAAAAAAUGUUAUUUUGAGUAGUUUUAAUCAAAUUGAAAGGAUGAGCGGUUCAGAACAAGAGUGGUGACUUUAGUAUUGCCAUAUUUGGACAUGUUAAAAAAAAAUUCCAUUUUCACAAUUUGUUUUUCUUUUCCAUUUAUGUUUUUAUGUUUUGACUCUGGUAUGGUGCAUUCAAAUGUUGACGGUUGGCAAGGCUCCAAGUUUCAGCUGCUUUUCUGGUCACGUGACACAUUUUCCAGUCAUGCCAUUUUUCUUUCUUUUUUUUUUGGUUUUUAUUUUGUUUUUUUCCGGCGGGCUUGUCGCACUUGCGCUGACGUUGUCCUCGUUUCCGUUUUAAUCAUUCAGGUUUUUUUGUUGUCAUUUUUAUUUUUCAAAACAUGCAAUUCUAAAUGGUCUUUUUAAGGCGAACUGUGAUGUGCAUUAAUAAUUUGUUUUGUUCGUGGCUAACUAAAUAGCGCUCCUCCCUGCAGUGACUUCCUUCUGUACGUGAACCUACAAUGCUAAAAAUCCUUUUUAGACGUCUCGUGGACGCUUGGCUUCAGUGCUGUCGUUAUUUUUUUUUUUAGGUUUUUUUUUUAAUACCUAUUGCACUCUACUGAAGAAUAAAAAAAAAUUAAUUUCUCUGAGAGACUUCAAAUACCAAUGUCUGUUUUUUCCCUGUCUGUAGGUUUCUAGUUGCUUCAGUUCCAUUUUAAUCAUGAUGCUCUGAGCGCAUUUGCCGGUCUGACGGGGAGUUCAAUUGCUUCAUGUUUUAUACAUGUCAUAAUACUUAAUAUGUACCUAUUAAAUAUUUCGAUUCAAGACAAGCUUCGUUUCUUUCUAGAUUAUUGAUAUCAUUAGCACAGAGUGAACAGGCUGCACAUUGUCACAUUUGAUAAGGUUUGGAUUUAUAUGCCAAAUCAAAAAUAUGCAGCAGUGCACUUUUUAUAAAAAUAAAUUCAUUUAAUUAUGGUAGCUAAUUUUAGGGGGGGAAAUAAUAGCUAAAUAAAUGCAACAAUUAUUACAGUACUAUUGAUGAAAAUAAUGUACACACCCAUUUUACCAGAUUGUUUUAGCCAUAUUUGAUGUUAACUGUAAAUAUGUUACAAGGAGGCGUCACAGUUCUGAGGUCCCGGGUUCGAUCCCAGACCCGCCUGUGUGGAGUUUGCAUGUUCUCCCUGUGUUCUCUCCAGGCACUCCGCUUUCCACCCACAUCCCCAAAAACACGCAACAUUAAUUGGACACUCUAAAUUGCCCCUAGGUGUGAUUGUGAGUGCGGCUGUGUGUCUCAAUGUGCCCUGCGAUUGGCCGGCGACCAGUGCAGGGUGUCCCCCGCCUCCUGCCCGUUGCCAGCUGGGAUAAACUCCAGCACUCCUCGCGACCCUUGUGAGGAUAAGCGACUAAGAAGAUCUUACAAGGAAGCCUUCAUUAAAAAAAAAUAUAUAUAUAUAUAAACAUUUGGGGAUUUGUUUUAUUAUAAGAGAAACAAUAGGUACAAUAGCACAAAGGUGUCAAGUGAACUUGAAAUAAAAAGGAAUGCAGAUACAAAGUCAGUCCUAUCCGAACAUCAGUUUUUCCCCUCCCUCCUGAUAACACCCCACCAAAAAAACCCAAAAAACAUGAAAUUAAUAAAUGAGAUUUACAUCAAGACGAAGCCCCAAAAACCAAAAAAAAAAAAAAAAUACUGUGCUGUUUAUAAGUACCAGUCGACAGGGUAGUUAUCCAAAAAGUGGAUGUGAGUGCUACGCCAGUGGUCCCCCUCAAAAAGAUUUCAACAUGACAGGCAUUUUGUCACCGCCGUACCAGUGUAAAAAAAAAAAAAUUAUAAAA